Vicugna pacos (alpaca) is the source of this 4502-nucleotide messenger RNA. NCBI's taxonomy places the organism in Eukaryota, Metazoa, Chordata, Mammalia, Artiodactyla, Camelidae. The record is from RefSeq and is a predicted model, not a curated record.
CUGUGUGCAAGCAUGCGCACACACACAGCUAUAACAUGUGUCUUCAGUAGAGGAAACCUGCUCAGUGCCACCCGACUCAGCAGCACUUGAGAGCUGGAGGCCGAAACCAUUUGAGUCAGGAGGUGAAGGUGGAGCUCAAAGGUGCCCCAGGAGCCGCCCUCCGCUGCCUUGACUUGGUCUCCCCUCCCAGGGCAGCGGCCACCAUGUUCUCGUGCGUGAAGCCCUACGAGAACCAGAACUACUCGGCCCUGAAACGGGCCUGUCUGCGCAGGAAGGUGCUCUUCGAGGACCCCAACUUCCCAGCCACUGACGACUCGCUGUACUAUAAGGGCACCCCGGGGCCCACCGUCAGGUGGAAGCGGCCCAAGGACAUCUGCGAGGACCCCCGCCUCUUUGUGGAUGGCAUCAGCUCCCACGACCUGCACCAGGGCCAGGUGGGCAACUGCUGGUUUGUGGCGGCCUGCUCAUCCCUUGCCUCCCGCGAGUCGCUGUGGCAAAAGGUCAUCCCAGACUGGAAGGAGCAGGAGUGGGACCCCGAGAAGCCCAACGCCUACGCGGGCAUCUUCCACUUCCACUUCUGGCGCUUCGGGGAGUGGGUGGAUGUGGUCAUCGAUGACCGGCUGCCCACCGUCAACAACCAGCUUAUCUACUGCCACUCCAGCUCCCGCAAUGAGUUCUGGUGUGCCCUGGUGGAGAAAGCCUAUGCCAAGCUGGCCGGUUGUUACCAGGCCCUGGACGGAGGCAACACAGCGGAUGCGCUGGUGGACUUCACAGGUGGCGUUUCUGAGCCCAUCGACCUGACCGAGGGUGACUUUGCCAAUGACGAGGCCAAGAGGAACCAGCUCUUUGAGCGCGUGUUGAAGGUGCACAGCCGGGGAGGCCUCAUCAGUGCCUCAAUCAAGGCAGUGACCGCAGCAGACAUGGAGGCCCGGCUGGCGUGCGGCCUGGUGAAGGGCCAUGCGUACGCCAUCACUGAUGUGCGCAAGGUGCGCCUGGGCCACGGCCUGCUGGCCUUCUUCAAGUCAGAGAAGCUGGACAUGAUCCGCCUGCGCAACCCCUGGGGCGAGCGGGAGUGGAACGGGCCCUGGAGUGACACCUCAGAGGAGUGGCAGAAAGUGAGCAAGAGUGAGCGGGAGAAGAUGGGCGUGACGGUGCAGGAUGACGGCGAGUUCUGGAUGACCUUCGAGGACAUGUGCCGAUACUUCACCGACAUCAUCAAGUGCCGCCUGAUCAACACGUCUUACCUGAGCAUCCACAAGACGUGGGAGGAGGCCCGGCUGCGCGGCACCUGGACGCAGCAUGAGGACCCGCUGCAAAACCGCAGUGGGGGCUGCAUCAACCACAAGGACACCUUCUUCCAGAACCCACAGUAUAUCUUUGAUGUCAAGAAGCCAGAAGAUGAAGUGCUGAUUUGCAUCCAGCAGCGGCCGAAACAGUCCACCCGCCGGGAUGGCAAAGGUGAAAACCUGGCCAUUGGCUUUGACAUCUACAAGGUGGAGGAGAAUCGCCAGUACCGCAUGCACAGCCUACAGCACCGAGCUGCCAGCUCCAUCUACAUCAACUCCCGCAGUGUCUUCCUGCGUACAGAGCAGCCCGAGGGCCGCUACGUCAUCAUCCCCACCACCUUCGAGCCGGGUCACACUGGCGAGUUCCUGCUCAGAGUCUUCACUGACGUGCCCUCCAACUGUCGGGAGCUGUGCCUGGACGAGCCUCCCCGCUCCUGCUGGAGCUCCCUGUGCGGCUACCCCCAGCAGGUGACCCAGGUGCAUGUCCUGGGAGCCGCUGGUCUCAAGGACUCCGCGACAGGGGCCAACUCUUACGUGAUCAUCAAGUGUGAAGGGAACAAAGUCCGCUCGGCUGUGCAGAAAGGCACUUCCAUGCCUGAGUACGACGUGAAGGGCGUCUUCUACCGUAAGAAGCCCAGCCAGCCCGUCGUUGUGCAGAUCUGGAACCACCGAGUCCUGAAGGACGAAUUCCUGGGCCAGGUGCACCUGAAGGCUGACCCAGAUGACCUCCAGGCCCUGCACACCCUCCACCUCCGAGACCGCAGCAGCCAGCAGCCCAGCGACCUGCCGGGCACCGUGGCUGUUCGCAUCCUCAGCAGUGCCUCCCUCACGGCUGUCUGAUACCUGCCCCUCUCCCUGCCCACAGUUCUCGCCUCCAUUUGCACGUCCCCAACCAGGCCAGGGACUAGCCUGGGAGCCCAGACACUAGGGUCCUUUUCCCAGCUUUUCCACUGACUUGCUGUGCGACCUUGGGAGGUCUCUGCCCUUCUUUGGUGUCCUGAGGACCCCAAAGCAUUCCCUUCUCAUGGAGGAGUCUUCUUGCCUAAGGUUGAAAAUAGCCCUGCCUACCCCAGCUGCCACCACGGCUAAGGGACUCUAUCCGUUGAAAACAUUUUCUCAAGGCCCUGCUAUCUGCCAUCGGAGUGCCAAGAAGAUGUCACUUGUUUACACACAAACUGCCACACCCAAAAGGCCCACUCUUGCCCCUCAUGCCCUGGGCCUGCCCUGCUGCCCCAGGCUUGCUUUCUCUGUCACUUCCAUCUGGUUUUCUAGCCACCUUGACAGGACUCGGCUCUUGGGAUCCUGCUCAGGCUGGAAUUUGGGAAAUGUGCAGGUAACAUCUGUCUGUUCUCUAGUCCCGUCAUUUAUUUAUUCAGAGGAGAUUUGCCAAAUGAGUAAACGAUGCUCGCGAGACUCCAGAUGGAGCUGGGCCCCUCCCUGCAGCUCUGGGAGACCUGGUGUCCGUCCUGGGCCUCGCCUUUGCCCUCAGGUCCUCUCAGAGGCAGACGCCCAGAGGAGCUGCAGCCUCCUUCUCUGCCCAGGUUCUCAUUUCAUUCCCAUCCUCUGGUUUAGGGUCCCUGGAGAGUUGGUGGCAGUGGUGGUGAGGAAGGGUGGCAGCCUGCCUGCACUGCCCUGAUGGGGGAAGGAGUGCGUCUGGUGUAGUGGGCCAGCCCGGUGCAGGGCAGGGUGGGGACCCGAGGGGAGGCACAUAACCCCCAGGGCCCCCUCUGCUGCAAGACCUGGGCUUUUUCUGGGAGAAGGGACUCUUGGGUGGUGGUCUCAGGCCUGCCAGAGGCAGGUCACACAUUGGACUUGGCGAGAGAUGGGUAAAUCCAUUGACUGACCAGAGGCCUCUCCCCCAACAUUCCCCUCAAAACGCAGCCAAGGAGGCUACAUCCCUCUUGCUGUCUGGACCAAAAUGCUCCUUUUAGUCCUCAACGUUUUAUAUUCUUUCUGUUUUAACUCUCAAUUUUAACCAGGGGUUUUUAAAGGAAACUGAAAGCCUGAACCCUUUUUUCUUCUUAAACUCCAGUUGCUGUGAUCCUCUGAUUUUAUUUUGAUUCUGCUUGGGGAGGGGCGUGGGCAAGAUCAUACCUUCUCAGAGGAGGUCUGGAGGUGGGGGAAGAGUGGGUUGUGUACUGGGUUGUUUUGCUGGCACUGACUGUGUUCUUGGACAGCGUUGGUGCUGUGACCAGAUUUGGGUCUCUUCUGUGCCCUUCCAGGGUGCCAGACCAGGUGACGUAAAUGAAAAAGUCCAGUUGGUUCAAGAUCAGGAAUUCCUGUGGCCUUGCUGGGAAUUCCUUCAGGGAACCUGACUUUUUGGCUCUAGAUCAGCUGUUGGGGGCAGCGUCCUGGCUGGCUGUGCUGGAUUCUUGACUUUGCCUCCUCACUCUGGCUGGCUCUGCCCCUGUGUCCUGGCCCUGGGUCACGGGAGGGGCCAGGAACUGAAUGACACGGAGAACAAGAGGAUUCCUCCUCCAGAAGCUGGGAUUUCCCCUUGAGAACCUGAGCCUAGGGCCAGGACUUUGCACGUGACCAGGAGCAAGUCGCUUAAACCUCCUGUGCCUCGAUUUCCCCCUUCUGCCAAGUGGGGCCAACGAUUCUUGUUUGUUAGCACUCUUCCUAGCAAGUGCUGAAUAAGGGCAAAACAGUACCCUUUCUCUAUGUCUGUCUGUGUGCGUACACACUAUACACAGUCAUGUAAUCACCACUUCUCAGUAUCUUCAACUCCCGAGUCGGGUGGAAUGGCGAGGGCUGGGUGAGCCAGCCUGGGAACUCUGGGGCAGACAUGUCGGUCUUUGCUUAGCCACGGCCGCCUGGGCUACCAGAACCAACUGGCAGGCCUGUGUGGGCUUCAGCUGGGGUGCUGGGUACUGCACGCCCCCGCCCCCGCUGUCUUCUCAAACAGAAUUGGUCUGGCCGCUCUGCCCUUGCUUCCUGAGCUUCUGGGUGGGCCAGGCUGGUUCCUGGCUGUGUGGAGAUCCUGGUCUCCAGGAGGCCCUGGAGCCUGGGCAGGUGAGAAUGGGACUAGAGGAUGGGUUGGGGAGGUUGCUCUGUUGUGCCCUUCAGCCCACAGAGGACUCGAGUCCCUAUUUGCAGAUGGAUGGGAUCCCCCCAUUCCAUACCACCCUGGCCUGGGCUUUAUUGCCCCUAGGGCUGAGCACAGGGUCAGGGGAAUGGAGACCUGUUCUCAGAAUAAAUGUUACCACAAUUCUA